Molecule: messenger RNA, 1017 nt
Organism: Pseudomassariella vexata
Lineage: Eukaryota; Fungi; Ascomycota; Sordariomycetes; Amphisphaeriales; Pseudomassariaceae
Product: glyceraldehyde-3-phosphate dehydrogenase
Exons: 2
Coding region: 1-1017 (338 amino acids)
Biological process (GO): glucose metabolic process
Molecular function (GO): NADP binding; NAD binding; oxidoreductase activity, acting on the aldehyde or oxo group of donors, NAD or NADP as acceptor
Source: RefSeq, a predicted model, not a curated record
AUGGCUCCCAUCAAGGUUGGUAUCAACGGUUUCGGCCGCAUUGGCCGUAUCGUCUUCCGCAACGCGGUUGAGCACGACGACAUCGAGAUCGUCGCCGUAAACGACCCCUUCAUCGAGCCCAAGUACGCCGAGUACAUGCUCAAGUACGACUCCACACACGGUCUCUUCAAGGGCACCAUCAGCGUUGAGGGCAGCGACCUGAUCGUCAACGGCAAGCGCGUCAAGUUCUACACUGAGCGUGACCCCGCUGCCAUCCCCUGGAAGGACACCCAGGCUCACUACAUUGUUGAGUCCACCGGUGUCUUCACCACGACCGAGAAGGCCAAAGCCCACUUAACUGGCGGUGCUAAGAAGGUUGUCAUCUCGGCUCCUUCUGCCGACGCCCCCAUGUACGUGAUGGGUGUCAACGAGAAGUCCUACGACGGCAAGGCCGAUGUCAUCUCCAAUGCUUCUUGCACAACCAACUGCUUGGCUCCCCUCGCCAAGGUCAUCAACGACAAGUUCACCAUCAUUGAGGGUUUGAUGACCACCGUCCACUCCUACACUGCCACCCAGAAGACCGUCGACGGUCCCUCCGCCAAGGACUGGCGCGGUGGCCGUACCGCUGCCCAGAACAUCAUCCCCAGCAGCACUGGUGCCGCUAAGGCUGUUGGCAAGGUUAUUCCCGCCCUGAACGGCAAGCUGACCGGCAUGUCUAUGCGUGUCCCUACCGCCAACGUCUCCGUUGUCGAUCUCACCGUCCGUAUCGAGAAGGGUGCCUCGUACGACCAGAUCAAGGCCGCCGUCAAGGAGGCCGCUGAGGGUGACCUCAAGGGUGUUCUCGCUUACACCGAGGACGACAUCGUGUCCACUGACAUGAUCGGCAACACCAACUCUUCCAUCUUCGAUGCCAAGGCCGGUAUCUCUCUUAACGACAACUUCGUCAAGCUCGUCUCCUGGUACGACAACGAGUGGGGUUACUCUCGCCGUGUCUUGGAUCUCCUGGCAUACAUUGCCAAGGUUGACGCCGGACAGUGA